UGCGUCAUACUUAUGCUGCGCGUUCUCGUUUCUGAUUGGUCCGGACGUUAACUCCUUUACGGCUGCGCACCGCCCCUCCCUCUUGUGCUGAAGGAACGAACAUGGAGACAGCUGGAAAAGUCAUUAAGUGCAAGGCAGCUGUUGCCUGGGAAUCUGGGAAGCCUCUUUCCAUUGAGGAGGUGGAGGUAGCCCCACCCAAGGCCCAUGAAGUUCGCAUCAAGAUCUUUGCUACAGGGGUGUGUCAUACCGAUGCCUACACUCUGAGUGGCAGUGACCCCGAGGGACUUUUCCCUGUCAUCUUGGGCCACGAGGGUGCUGGAACUGUUGAGAGCGUUGGUGAGGGUGUCACCAAAUUCAAGCCAGGUGAUACUGUCGUCCCGUUGUAUGUGCCACAGUGUGGCGAAUGCAAAUUCUGCAAAAAUCCCAAGACCAACCUUUGCCAGAAAAUUAGAGUAACCCAGGGCCGCGGCCUGCUCCCUGACAACACUUCACGCUUCACUUGCAAGGGAAAGCAAGUGUUUCACUUCAUGGGGACCAGCACUUUCUCGGAGUAUACUGUGGUGGCCGACAUCUCUCUCGCCAAGGUGAACGCGAAGGCUCCACUGGAUAAAGUGUGCCUUCUUGGUUGUGGCAUUUCUACAGGUUACGGUGCUGCUCUCAACACUGCCAAGGUUGAGCCUGGUUCCACAUGUGCUGUAUUUGGCCUUGGUGCUGUUGGCUUGGCUGUUAUUAUGGGCUGCAAGGUUGCUGGGGCAACCAGGAUCAUUGGUGUGGACAUCAACCCUGCAAAGUUUGAGAAAGCCAAGGAGUUUGGAGCCACUGAGUUUGUGAACCCUAAGGACCACAGCAAGCCCAUCCAGGAGGUUCUGGUGGAGAUGACUGACGGGGGUGUGGACUAUUCAUUUGAGUGCAUUGGAAAUGUGCAAAUCAUGAGAGCUGCUCUGGAGGCGUGCCAUAAAGGAUGGGGUGAAAGUGUCAUCAUCGGCGUAGCCGGAGCUGGACAGGAGAUCUCGACCAGACCUUUCCAGCUGGUGACGGGCCGAGUGUGGAGGGGCACAGCCUUUGGAGGGUGGAAGAGUGUGGAAAGUGUCCCUAAAUUGGUGGAAGACUACAUGAAUAAGAAGCUGAAGGUGGAUGAGUUUGUGACCCACACCCUGCCAUUUGAGCAGAUAAAUGAGGGAUUUGACCUCAUGCAUGCUGGAAAGAGUAUCCGCACAGUGCUGACCUUCUGAAGUACCUGAAACAUUGACAUCCUUCACAUUCGGCCUUUAAACAAUCUCCUUUCAUAGUUGCAGCACUUAAUGUAUGUUUCUGCACUUGUUUUGAUGACAUAACUUUCAGUAUUAGAACAUUUGUAUUAACAGCCCAAUACAUGUUUGAAACAAAAAAGUGUCAUAAAAAUAUUCUGAAAAUGAAUGUAUUAUCUGCUUUUCCUCUUGUUGCAGACUAACAUGAAGGCAUUUGGCUGUUGCUCUUAUUAAGAACAGUCAACAAUGAGUCUUUUUCAGCCCUAUUUAGUCACUCCUCCAAGGGUUCAUAGCGUGAAAACAGCAAUUAAUCAUAUUACAUAAGUGACAGUAUAAAGUACCACAUUCAUACUUAAUCCUCAUUAAUGCAACACAAUUUACCCUGAAAACACUUGCCAGACACUAAAUAUUGUGCAAGUAAACUUUCAUGAAACAUUU
Sander lucioperca (pikeperch) is the source of this 1685-nucleotide messenger RNA. Its product is annotated as alcohol dehydrogenase class-3. Gene Ontology annotation, cellular component: cytosol. Gene Ontology annotation, biological process: formaldehyde catabolic process. The record is from RefSeq and is a predicted model, not a curated record. The transcript is spliced from 9 exons. Lineage: Eukaryota; Metazoa; Chordata; Actinopteri; Perciformes; Percidae. The coding region runs from base 102 to 1232 and encodes 376 amino acids. Gene Ontology annotation, molecular function: zinc ion binding; S-(hydroxymethyl)glutathione dehydrogenase [NAD(P)+] activity.